UUGACUUUGUUUACUUUUUCAAAGUUUAUUAAAGUUUAUUAACGUUUACGUAGAAUUUAUCCAUAAAUAAAAUGGCCUCCGCUUCCAGUUCAAGUGCCCGACAUUUGUUUGAUGAGUCGAAGAAGCGACUGUGCGCCCGUGUGGGUGUAAAUGUUAAUAAUUUAGGCUCAGUGGCCAGGCAGGUGGUUAGGGGUUCCAAGACCAACGAGAUUAUGCAUCAAACCCUGAAGAACUUCACCCAGGUGGACGUGGUCUCCGAUUACAGUCACCAGAAUCUGCAGAAGAUGACCCUGAUUCUCCAGCACGUGGGCUACCAGUACGACGUGAUGCAGGACAGCGUCAACCACCUGGAUUACCUCAAGGAGCAGGUCACGGCCAUGGAAAGAUGAUUGGAAGAGCAAAAGCCGAGAAACUAGC
Messenger RNA from Drosophila kikkawai, 417 nucleotides. RefSeq names its product Bprotein-1 related complex subunit 7 (gene BORCS7). Lineage: Eukaryota; Metazoa; Arthropoda; Insecta; Diptera; Drosophilidae. The record is from RefSeq and is a predicted model, not a curated record. Gene Ontology annotation, cellular component: BORC complex.